Messenger RNA from Dovyalis caffra, 3792 nucleotides. Lineage: Eukaryota; Viridiplantae; Streptophyta; Magnoliopsida; Malpighiales; Salicaceae. The record is from the annotation of a GenBank genome assembly.
AUGGCAGCUGAGCCGAGUCUGGAAAUAGAGGAGAAAGAAGAGCUAUCGAGCAGGGAUGAAGAGAAGGAAAAAACAAGUGAUGCCCCAUCCGGGUCAUUGCAGACUGUGUUGAAGGAGUCGGAAACAAGUGAUGUCCCAUCUGGGUCGUUGCUGACUGUGUUGAAGCAGUCAGAUUGGAUGGAUAUGUUGCUGAUGGCAUUUGGAUCAAUGGGGAGUGUUGCAGAUGGAUCAUCCGUGGCAAUAAUCAUGAUCAUUCUCAGUGACCUCAUGAACAGAUACAGUGGUACUUCUGUCACCAGUAAAGACAUAAACAAGUUUGCUUUGACCUUAACUUAUGUUGCUGUUGGUGUGGCUUCAUGCUCCUUUCUGGAAGGAUUCUGCUGGGCACGCACUGCAGAAAGGCAAACCUUUCGACUUCGCAGGCAAUAUCUACAAGCCGUGUUGCGGCAAGAUGUAGGAUUCUUUGAUGCUAGUCAGGGUGCAUCACUAGCAUCUCAAGUAGUCUCCAAUAUUUCAGUUGACACACUUACCAUACAAGGAGUUCUUGCAGAGAAGAUUGCCAAUUUCACUACAAACAUAACUAUGUUCAUCACAUGCCAAAUGGCUGCAUUAUACCUCAGCUGGAGACUAGCGAUAGUUGCUAUUCCUGCAUUAUUAAUGUUGAUCAUUCCAGGAUUGGUGUAUGGAAAGCUUCUAGGUGAAGUUGGAAAGAAGAUCCAAGAAGCUUAUGGAGUUGCAGGAGGGAUAGUGGAGCAAGCAGUGUCAUCAAUCAGGACUGUUUAUUCGUAUGUUGCAGAGGAAAGGACUACCAAGGACUAUAAAAAUGCACUAAAACCAGCCUUAGAGCUUGGUAUCAAACAAGGAUUGAUGAAAGGCAUGGCAAUCGGUACUGUUGGCAUUACAUUUGCAGUUUGGGCUCUUCAAGGCUGGUAUGGAAGUAUUCUGGUCAUAAAUAAAGGAGUCAGAGGUGGAAAUGUUUUCACAGCUGGAUUGUGUAUUAUAUAUGGAGGACUGGGUUGUCUAAUCAAUGUGAAGUACUUCAUAGAGGCAAAUGUUGCAGCUGCUCGAAUAUUUGAGAUGAUUCAUCGUGUCCCGGGAAUCAACUCGUCAGAUGAACAAGGCAAAACCAUAUCAGAUGUCAAAGGUGAGGUGGAGUUUAGAGACAUAGACUUUGAGUAUCCUUCAAGACCAGGGAGCCUGGUUCUAAACAAGUUUAAUCUCAAAGUCAUGGCCGGCCAGACUGUCGGGUUGGUAGGCACUAGCGGAUCAGGCAAAUCAACAGUUAUAAAUUUGCUUGAGAGAUUUUAUGAAGCUCUUAGGGGUGAUAUCUUCCUAGAUGGUGUUGACAUAAAGACCCUUCAGCCGAAAUGGUUGCGAAAUCAAAUGGGGCUAGUAAGCCAGGAGCCUGUACUUUUUGCUACCUCAAUCAAAGAAAACAUUCUUUUUGGAAAAGAGGAGGCUUCUAUGGAAGAGGUGAUCAGAGCAGCCAAAGCUGCUAAUGCUCACAGCUUCAUCAAGAGACUACCAGAAAGAUACAACACUCUGGUGGGACAACUGGGAACUCAAAUGUCUGAAGGGCAGAAACAAAGGAUUGCCAUUGCAAGGGCACUAUUGAGAGACCCCAAAAUCCUUCUUCUUGAUGAAGCAACAAGUGCACUGGAUUCACUUUCAGAAAAGGCUGUCCAGGAUGCUUUGAAUCAGGCCUCAAUAGGUCGAACAACCAUUAUCAUUGCACACCGCUUGUCUGCUCUCCGCAAUGCUGACUUAAUUUCUGUUAUUCAGUCUGGACAAGUGGGAGAAUCUGGUUCACACGAACAACUUAUGCAAAACUCAAGUGGUACAUAUGCUGUAAUGGUGAAGCUGCAGAGGACAUACAUGAAUGAUGAAGUUAUGUUGGAAGCUGAAGAUACAGAGUAUGGAAGCGCUUUUCCUCUUCAUGAUGGAACCCUACGGAUAGGGGAAACACCUGACAAGUCUCUCUCACGAAAUUCUAGUUUUGGCAUGAUAGCCAACCAGCAGCGAGAAGAUGACAGUUCCCCAUCUUUACGGCAACUGAUAAGCAUGACAGCACCUGAGUGGAAGUCAACUCUAAUAGGUUGUGUUGGAGCCCUUGGAUAUGGAUUAGUUCCGCCAUCGAACUCAUUCUGUCUUGGUGCACUUCUAGCUGUAUACUUUGAAAAUGAUCAUGCCCAGAUAAGGUCUCAAACAAGAAUCUAUUGCUUCGCAUUUUUGGCCUUUGCUGUCUUUACUUUUCUGACAAAUGUGAUUCAGCAUUACUAUUUUGGGAUAAUGGGAGAGACAUUGACAGAUAGAGUUAGGGAGGCAAUUUUUGAAAAAAUCUUGAUGUUUGAGAUUGAAUGGUUUGAUCAAGAAAACAACAGCAGUGGGGCUAUAUGUGCAAGAUUGGCCACGGAUGCGGUGAUGGUGAGAACUCUUGUCUCCGAUCGAUUGUCAUUACUGACUCAGGCAGUUUCAUCAGCAACUUUGGCUAUUGUCUUGGCUUUAAUGUUGUCAUGGCGUCUUGCACUAGUAGCUAUUGCCCUGGAACCAGGUGUCAUUGCUGCUGUCUAUCUUAGAGAAAUGACAAUGCGAAUAAUGUCUAAGAAAAUUCUCAAAGCGCAGAGCGGGAGUAGUGAGUUGGCUAGUGAGGCAGUUGGAAACCACAAAAUUAUCACAGCGUUCGGCUCUCAGGAAAAGGUUCUGAAACUAUAUGACCGUACACAGGUAAGCUCCAAGAAAGAAAGCAAUAAGCAAUCUUGGUAUGCUGGAGUUGGAUUGUUUGUCUCACAGUUCCUUACGAGUGCCCUUAUAGCUGUAAUUUGCUGGUAUGGUGGGAAGCUGUUAUUACGACAACAGAUAACAUACAAGCACCUCUUUCAAAUAUUUUUCAUUUUGGUGUCAACGGGGAGAGUUAUAGCAGAGACAGCUAGUAUGACAGCUGACCUAUCAAAGGGCACCAGUGCAUUGGAGUCGGUUUUUAGGAUUCUUCAAAGAGAGACUAAAAUGGAUCCUGAAAAUUCAGAUGGUAUCAAGCCAGAAAAUAUGAAUGGAGAAAUAGAGUUUAAGCAGGUGUAUUUCAACUACCCGGCAAGACCAAAACAGAUCAUCUUGAGGGGAUUAGACCUAAAAAUUGAAGCUGCAAAGGUUGUUGCACUGGUUGGAAGAAGUGGGUCUGGAAAAUCCACGAUCAUCAGAUUGAUUGAGAGAUUCUAUGAUAUAUUGAGUGGUUCAAUAGAAGUUGAUGGAAUUGACAUCAUGCAUUAUAACCUAAGGGCUUUGAGGUCACAUAUAGCAUUGGUAAGUCAAGAACCAACUCUUUUUGCAGGAACAAUACGCUACAACAUUGCAUAUGCAAAAGAGAAUGCAACUGAAGCAGAGAUAAUUGAAGCAGCAAUCAUUGCAAAUGCUCAUGAAUUUAUAAGCUCCAUGAGGGAUGGAUAUGAGACCUUCUGUGGAGAAAGAGGUGUGCAACUAUCAGGAGGGCAAAAGCAAAGAAUAGCGCUCGCUCGAGCCAUAUUGAAAAAUCCUGCAAUAUUGCUUUUGGAUGAGGCAACAAGCGCACUAGAUGUUAAUUCAGAGAAACUUGUUCAAGAGGCACUGGAAAACACCAUGUCUGGCAGGACGUGCCUAGUCGUGGCUCAUCGAUUAUCUACGAUCCAGAAAGCAGAUAAAAUAGUAGUGAUUGACAAAGGGAAGGUCAUAGAAGAGGGAAAUCACAGUGAACUUCUUGCUCAAGGAGAUAAGGGUGUAUACUACUCACUUGUAAAACUCCAACAACUUUCUGUCAUUUGA